Messenger RNA from Hibiscus syriacus, 1535 nucleotides. RefSeq names its product lysine histidine transporter-like 7. The transcript has 5 exons. The record is from RefSeq and is a predicted model, not a curated record. The coding region runs from base 1 to 1500 and encodes 499 amino acids. NCBI's taxonomy places the organism in Eukaryota, Viridiplantae, Streptophyta, Magnoliopsida, Malvales, Malvaceae. Gene Ontology annotation, cellular component: plasma membrane.
AUGGGAGAAGUAGUAGUUCCCAUUGAAGACGAUGGUUCCAUGCACGUGCUCCCACUUUACUCACCGCCUACAACGACUCCACUCGAAAUCAUCACCGUCAAAUCUACCUGGAUCAAGGACACUCCGGUGGCCGGACAAGCAGGUUCGGGUCCGCCGGAUGUGGUCGACCUUCGGGAACUUGAAUCGUGGCUGCCUCUUACCGAGUCCAGAAAUGGGACCAUAUUCUCUGCUGUUUUCCAUCUGCUGUGUUCAGGGCUCGGCUUUCAGGCACUCUUGCUUCCUGCUGCCUUUUCAAGUCUUGGAUGGACAUGGGGGAUCAUAUGUUUGUCCAUAGCAUAUACAUGGCAACUCUACACAGCAUGGCUUCUUGUAAAUCUUCAUGAACCUGUUCCUGGAACCCGCUGCAGCAGAUUCGUCCGCCUCUCAAUUAUUGCCUUUGGUCAAAAGCUCGGGAAAUUGCUGGCAAUCUUCCCAGUAAUGUACCUAUCGGGAGGCUCAUGCGUCAUGCUCAUCAUCACAGGAGGAAAUUCCAUGAAACAAUUUUUCAACAUUAUAUGCGAACAAGGCACCAUGUGUGGUUCCAAGUCGUUGAGUGGUACACACUGGUUCCUCAUAUUCACUUGCGUUGCUCUCAUCAUUGGUCAAUUGCCCAAUUUAAAUUCAAUUGCCAGAGUGUCCCUAACCGGUGCCAUAACUUCUAUUGGGUACAUUACUAUGAUAUCGGCUCUAUCGAUCGGCAAGGGCAGGACUGAUGGUGUUUCCUACAACGUACCGGAUGCGGAGAAAACCGGUAUGGCUAGAUUCGGUGACAUCUCAAAUGCCAUCGGCAUUAUUAUGCUUGCAUUCAGAGGGCAUAAUCUUAUUCUUGAGAUUCAGGGAACAUUGCCAUCCGAGUCGAAACACUCGUGUCGGACGUCUAUGUGGAGAGGUGUAAUGGUGUCGUACAUUAUAAUUCCAAUGUGUUUGUUUCCGCUCGCUGUAGUUGGAUUUUGGGCUUAUGGAGACAAGAUACCGGCGAAGGGAGUGGGGAUUCUAACAGCAUUUGCACAGUUUCGCGAACACGACACUUCGAAGUUCAUGAUAGGCCUAAUCUACUUAUGGUUGGCAAUUGCUUGCAUAACCUCGUACCAAAUCUACGCGAUGCCGGCUUUCGACAACUUGGAGUUUGUAUACGCAAGCAAUAAGAAAAGGCGAUGUCCAGGGUGGGUUCGGGUAGGUUUACGCCUUUUCUUCGGAGGGCUGACAUUGCUCAUCGCGGUGGCGUUUCCGUUCUUGGGAAGCUUGGCACCUUUGAUUGGGGGAUUGGCAGCUGUGCCUUUGACGUUUGCAUAUCCAUGUUUCAUGUGGAUUUCAAUCAGGAAACCUGGACGGAAUAGUGGGAUGUGGAGUGUGAACAUGGGACUUGGUUGCUUUGGCAUUAUACUAAGCAUUUUGUUGAUAGUUGCUGCUGUAUGGAACUUAGCUGACCAAGGCUUGAAUGCUAAUUUCUUCAGUCCUUGAAUAACAAACAGAGAAAAGAAAGAUCAACCGGUGUA